AUGUGUUCCUCGGACUUCUUUCUCGGUCUUCUGGCCAUCUUGUUCCCACCUCUACCUGUAUGGGUUAAACGGGGCAUCUGUUCCGCAGACAGUAUUAUCAAUAUCACUCUUUGUAUCUUUGGAUUUAUUCCUGGCCUCAUCCACGCGUGGUACAUCAUCAUGAAAUAUCCCGAGCAGUAUGACUCCUUUGCAGUCGCACAAGAAGGGCACUUCACACACGGUAGUCACUACUACCCAGCACAGGGUCAACACCACCCAUCAUACAUACAGCAGCAGCCACACCACUAUUCUCAGCCACAGUACAAUACCUUCCAACAUGCGCAGCCAAAUCGCACUGGUGGGGCUCUAGUGAAUACUGGAGUUAGACAGCCCCAGAAAUACACACAACAUGAGCAACAGACUCCCCCGGAGACCCCAGCAUUUGGACCGAGUGAAGGGAGCAGUGGCAUGCAGCAUGGCGAGCCACCAAGCUAUGCCAGUGUUGUGAAGGGAGACCACAAGGUUCAAACGUUAGACUAA
Morchella sextelata is the source of this 519-nucleotide messenger RNA. RefSeq lists its product as uncharacterized. Gene Ontology annotation, biological process: endosome transport via multivesicular body sorting pathway. Lineage: Eukaryota; Fungi; Ascomycota; Pezizomycetes; Pezizales; Morchellaceae. Gene Ontology annotation, molecular function: ubiquitin protein ligase binding. The coding region runs from base 1 to 519 and encodes 172 amino acids. The transcript is spliced from 3 exons. The record is from RefSeq and is a predicted model, not a curated record. Gene Ontology annotation, cellular component: fungal-type vacuole lumen; fungal-type vacuole membrane.